Trichoderma aggressivum f. europaeum is the source of this 240-nucleotide messenger RNA. RefSeq lists its product as uncharacterized. Gene Ontology annotation, molecular function: DNA binding; zinc ion binding. Lineage: Eukaryota; Fungi; Ascomycota; Sordariomycetes; Hypocreales; Hypocreaceae. Gene Ontology annotation, cellular component: RNA polymerase II, core complex; RNA polymerase I complex; RNA polymerase III complex. The coding region runs from base 1 to 240 and encodes 79 amino acids. The record is from RefSeq and is a predicted model, not a curated record. The transcript has 2 exons. Gene Ontology annotation, biological process: DNA-templated transcription.
AUGCCUCGCGAAGAGUACCAGGUCCCUACCGCUGGCGCCGGCGCCUCAGCCGGAGGCAUGGCCCGCGGCGCGACCGGCGGCGAGAGGCACGAGAGCCGGUCCGUCAUGACCUACAUCUGCGGCGACUGCGGCGGCAACGUCACCCUUAGCAAGGAUGCGCUGGUUGCCUGCCCGCAUUGCGCCGGCCGAGUGCUGUACAAGGAGCGUACCAAGCGAAUGGUGCAGUUCGAGGCCCGAUAG